Molecule: messenger RNA, 1396 nt
Organism: Betta splendens (Siamese fighting fish)
Lineage: Eukaryota; Metazoa; Chordata; Actinopteri; Anabantiformes; Osphronemidae
Exons: 3
Coding region: 150-755 (201 amino acids)
Biological process (GO): positive regulation of T cell proliferation; cell surface receptor signaling pathway; immune response
Cellular component (GO): external side of plasma membrane
Source: RefSeq, a predicted model, not a curated record
CUCCGACGGACGGAUUCUGCGACAUGUAACAGCAGCGUUCGUCACACUCAUCUAACCUAUAACUUUAACGUUAUAGAUCAGUCCUAUAACUCUAAAGUUAUAGGUUAGGUCCAGGUUCGGUCGGUACUUCCGGUCCAGUAACUCGGAUCAUGUCUCUUCAGGCCGCCGCUUGGGUUCUGCUCCUCUCCCGUUUCCUGGUUUCUGCGUCUGAAGUUGCAGAGAUCGUCACAGAACCUGGGCAAACGGUGACGCUGCCGUGUCACGUGACCAGCAGCUCUCCCAUCGUCGUCAUAGAGUGGACCAGACCCGACCUCGGCGCCGAGUACGUCCUCCUGUACAGAGACGGCCAGCUGGACCCAGAGAACCAGCACCCGCUGUUCCAGGGCCGAGUGCAGCUGAAGGAGCCGGCCUCUCUGGACCUGGAGAACGUGACGGAAGACGACAGAGGAACGUACGAGUGUCACGUGAUCGAGAGGCGACAGCGGAGGAAACGGGCCGGCACCAACUCGGAGCAGGUCCAGAUCAUCAACCUGAAGGUCCAACGAGGCUCCACAGACGAAGCCGGGUCCGCGGCGCCGCUCAGCCCGGGGGCUGCUGCUGCAGGUGUUCUGGUGGCUGUCGUCAUCGUUGGUGUUGCUGGUUUUGGGAUCUUCAGAAAACGAAGGCUCCUUAAACAGAAACCAGAUCAACUUCCAGCUGAUGAAUUGGACUCGGUGGAGCCGAUGCAGCCAGAACCAGAACCAGCAGCAGCUUGAGCUUUUCCCCAGUGAAUCAUGUGUAGCCUGUCCUCAGACGCACUAAACCCAACGUCCUCCGCUCCUGUUCGUGUCAGUCAGCGUUGGCACCAGGCUCCACUGGGAUCGGUUCUGUUUGGGCUCAAAGAUGAGCUCUUCUCAGACAAACAUGUUUUAUGUCUGGGGCGAGUUCUGUCGGCAGGUGGAUCCGUCUGGAAGCUGGGUCGUGUUUUUGGACCCAGCUUCCAAACGGACCUGAGCCUUGGUCACUUCUGCCGUAAGUGAGCAGCUCAACAUCUGCAGCAGCAACAAACCAAAAUAAAAGCACUUCCUGUCUGAGUCUUUUGGAAAUAAGAGCUGUGACACCAGGUGAAGACUGGUUUGAACCUGGUCAUUUCCCAGCUUUGGGCUGUAAAAGGGUCCAAAUCAAAGCUUUGCCGGUUCUGACACAGUCACAGAUGGUGCUGAACUUCAGUCACUGGAAGGUUUUAAGAUGAAACUGAGCUGAAACAAAGACACGAACCUGAAAUAAACUUCAACCUGCAACCGGCAGUAGCUGCAUCUGUGACUGAAGCAAACUGUUAAAGCUGAAUCAUUAAAAAAAACACUUUAGGUUUCUAAAGUUUCUGAAAAAACAGAAAAAGAAAAUGAAUAAAUUUCAG